Messenger RNA from Nasonia vitripennis (jewel wasp), 5418 nucleotides. RefSeq names its product blastoderm-specific protein 25D (gene Bsg25D). Gene Ontology annotation, biological process: microtubule anchoring at centrosome. Gene Ontology annotation, cellular component: centrosome. The transcript is spliced from 13 exons. The record is from RefSeq and is a predicted model, not a curated record. The coding region runs from base 348 to 3728 and encodes 1126 amino acids. Lineage: Eukaryota; Metazoa; Arthropoda; Insecta; Hymenoptera; Pteromalidae. Gene Ontology annotation, molecular function: calcium ion binding.
CUGCACAGCCGCACAACUGCCUCUCGAUUCUCGAAUAGCAGUAGUACGUCCCACCGUGUGUAUACACGCAUGUUAUAUAUACCUAUACUAGUAUAUAGCUUGAUCCGCGAAAUCAAAUCAGCUGAUGCCCGCGCGAAAGUGCUGCUCCGAAUUACUCAUAUAACGAAAAUUUUCGUUAGAACAGGUAUAAGUGUUCUUAUCAGUCCAGUCGAUCGGCGCCAGUAGAGCUAAGCUAUAACCGUAUAUAAGUAUACUGUGAAAAGGGCGCACGCAUGAUCCGACGAAUCUCAAGGGUGCUGAGUAGGUUGCACUUUUGACAGCCGGCAGAAUUAGAAGAGAGGCAUGAGAUGGAGGAGGAGCCUAGCGAUCCGCAUGAGCAGCAGCUGUACUAUGUCUUCAAGAGCUGCCUAACAGAGGGGCAAAAUGGACUUGACAAAGAUGGCUUGCUGGCACUCUGCAGCAAGCUGGAACUGGAAGAGAGUCACAGAACUGCAAUAGUAGAGCUGCUUGAGAUAGAUACUGCCAAUAGGUCUGUCUCGUUUUAUGAAUUUCGAGACAGCUUUCUUGCAUUGCUCGGAAAAUCUCAGGAGGGACUAGAAAAGGAAGUCAUCGGUGAUUCGCAAGCUUUGUGUAAGAACAACACAUUGUAUACCAGAUACAAUCAUCAGUCAGGAGAGAGGACACAGUCGGAGAAUAUGAAUUGUCAACAAUUACAGAGCAGUAAAACCUUUGAUCAUCAAAGGCUACAGGAAACAUGGAGUAAUCAAAAUUCACUUUCAAUAGAAGAUAUAAAUGGUUUUUGUAAUGGUGGCUCUACUCUACCUAAACAAUCGAUUGAGCUUAUUUUUGAAAAACUCGAUCUAGACAGUGACGGCUUUAUCAACCGAGAUGAAUUUCUACAUUUUGUUCAAAGUGCUAGUAGUAAAUUUCACGAACAGUCACGUAUAAAUUGGUCUACUCAUCCAAGAAGAGAUCAAACAAAGUCAGACAAAGAUUUUAUACAUCAUCAAACUGGGCAUGUGUUGAGAAGUGCUAUUAUAGAAUUAUGGGAAGUUGCGGGAAUACCAGAAGCCAAUUCUCUGCUGCAUGAGUUAGGAUUCGACGCACCAACAAUUAAUCUUAUCGAUUUAUCAAAUGCCUUAUCGUCCGAGCUUAAGAGUCAUAGAGAUGUGUCUCAUGCAGAAGAUGCAGGGGAAUAUGUGCGUUUGUUGAAAGGAGCUCUGGCCCUAUACCAAGAAGAAGUCAGAAAUUUACAUACUUCGAUGGAACACUUGUGCUGCGAGCGGGACAAACUUCGAGCAGAUAUCGGCGAGGCGAACGAUCGAGCAAACGUUCUAGCGCAGGAAAUCGACGAGCACCAAACCCGCGUGGACAAAGCUCGUCAGGAACAAAUACGUCAGAUGGAAGCGCGGCAUCAGGAAGCUCUUAAGGAUAUUACGGAUCAGCUGAAUCUUGAACGCGACAAGAGCAGUCUGACCAUUAAGUCUUUAGAGGAACAGCUCCAGGCCUCGCAGCAGGCGGAACAGAGAAUCACGGCCGAAUUAUCACGUGUGUUGCAGGAGUUGAAGCUCCUGGAGACGGAGAAUCAGAAUCAGAGUGAGGAAAUCGGCAAGCUUGAGGUUUCUAAUAGUCAGUUAACUAAACAGGUGCAGGAGCUUGCUGCUGCGCAUGAACAGGUGGAGAGCAUUGAAACGAGGGAGAAUGAGCAGGUUUCCGAUCUGAUGUCGCAUAUAAAGCGGCUUCAGGCGGAGAUGAAAGUUUUAAGGGACCACAAUGAUGAAUUGACUUCGGAGUUAGAAGUAUUGAAGCACAGGGAUAAUGACGUUAAAAGUAUUGUCUCUAGCGUAGAGAUAAGAUCAACUAUAUCGGAUGAAAACGAUGGUUUGAUAAGUAUGCCUACUACCGAAAUAAGUGAUACAGAGGAUGAGGAUAAGCACCAUCAAAAAUAUUCAGAUCAUUCCAGAACCAUCAAAGUCAUCAACGUCACACGUAGCAAGCCCUCGGUAGACGAACAAAGCAGUAACGGUAACAGUAUUAAUAAGCUGACCGAAAUUAUCCAGGAAUUCCGAAACUUUCUUACUGGAGCAAAGUUUUGCGCGGAAUGUGCUGUUAUAAGGACUGAGGUCUCUUCGCUGAUAAGCGAGCUUGAACUAUAUCAGUCAAGUGUGUCAGCGAAUCAGGCAACACUGGCGACUAAUAAUAAAAAGAAGCAGUUGAGAAAUUUAGCUAAUGAAUUAGAGGCCGAGUGCAAAAGCAGUAGCCGUAUAAACGAAUCAUCAUCCUGUCGUGACCUAGUCAUGCCUAGAAAUGACAGAUUUAAGAAUUGCAGAAGGAUUUCCACUAGUGAUGAUACGAUACAUGACAUGGACGAAAAUUUCGACGUUAUAACAAUAAAAGCUGUCCCGAAAAACAAGCUAUCGGGAUUAAGAGACUAUCCACCGCGUAAAGAAUCAGAAAAAACGGGCAAAAAAGGAGUUAUCAAUAAUUUGAAUUUCAAAAAGUGUAACGUCGAGGUGAAAGAUCCGCUAAAAGAAGAAGAAGCUAGACAUGCCGCUGAAAAAAAGCAGUUGCAAGAAAGAGUAAGCGACUUGGAAAAGAGUCUAGAAAUGCUUAAAGCCGAGUACGAACAAUGUGAGGACUAUUGGUGUACAAAGCUAGAAGAAGAGCGUCAAAUCUUUGAACAGGAGCAAAAGAUCAGCGAUGAAAAGUUUUCUGAGUUAAUAGUCAAGAUGGCCGAGUACGAAGAGCAAUUCAAUCCGAGCGGCAAGCAUGAUGGCCGACUCUCGCCGAUCGAAGAACGUUUCAGUCUUGAACAGCAGUAUAAUGACCUCGAGGAAGAGUUCGAGCAAUGGCGAAAUGAGGCCCAAGAGGAACUCUCUAAAAAAACAAAACAGAUAGAGGAGCUGAAAGCUAAACUCAGUAGCGAGAAACGUUUGUCAUUGGCGGAUAUUUCGGUGCAGUUCCCAGAAGAGCCGAUGAAGGACAUGUAUCCAACUUUGUAUAAUCAGCUUUGUUCACCUGGAGGAUCUACUGAGAACACAAUCCCUAAGACUAGUUCGACAGUUCCUAUGGAGGCUAACAGUUGCACGAUGCAACAGUGCGUACAGUGCCAUAAAUUGACAACGCAACCAAGUUGCGACUGCCAUGCAAACACACAUCAAAAUCUUCCACAGCAACAUCAUGAAGGGCAAAAGAGCCGGAGGAGCGAGGGAAAAAGUAGACAUCAUCACCAUCACUACCACAAAAAGAUGGAGGUAGAUUACGAAUUCAAUAACUUGAUAAAACAGAAGGAGAAAUUGAAGCAAGAAAUCAUGAAACUGCAGAGUUUAAAAACUAUGAACGCGAAUCAUAUUUAUCCUAUGAUAGCACCUGAGCACCAAACUAUUUUUUCGAAUCUGUGUGCAAAACUAUAUGCUCAGGAACAGAAGCAGAAGUAUAUGCAAGUAUACUACCAAACUCAGCAAAAGAACAAUGAACAAUAUUUACAAGAAAUAUACAAGCAACAUCUAUUAGAUAUGUCGAAUCUCCAAUUUGUUAUUAAAGCUACAGAGGAUAAGCUUAAUCGUCAGAUAAAAUUAAAUCAAGAACAGAAAGAUAAACUGACCAAAAACGAUUUUUUGACCAAGGAAUUGUACGUAGAAAAUGCUCAACUUACAGAGACGAUCAAGCGCCUAGAACAGCACUGCCAGAUCCUGACGCAAAAUCGUAUCGAGACGACGUCGACAUAAUUAUAAUCAGAUGAAAAUACUGAAAUCAGCGUGUCGUUGUUUAGCAAUUUGUUGAGAGAUAGAACUCAGGGAUGAUUUAAAGGUAUUUAAGAGAAAAAUAUGUAAUCAUCAAAAACUAAAAAGAUACUAGAGUCCUUCUGUUUCUUUCUGUCAAUUAUGGUCGUCACUAAUCUUUAAAAAGUUGCGCGUAAUAUACACUUCCGUAUAAUUAAAUUUCAUGAACGGUGAUCGGUCAUUAUUUCUUCAAGAAUGAUAAAACAAAAAUGAAGUUAAUUGAAUGAACACAAAACAUUUGAAAAUUCGGUUCCUAAAAAGAUAUCAGACACAAGUGUAAAAUGAUCGUUUGUAAGAUAAGUAGUUUAUAAAAACAUAAGUCCAAAUGUUCGUUUAUAAACGAACAUGAUUUGCCUUAUUAGUUUACUUAAAAACACAUACAUAGAAAUAAAUGAGUUACAUUUUUAAAGAGCUUGCAAUAAAUAAUAUUCAAUUCUAAGUCUGUAAAUCAGCUCUAUAACGAGCUUAUCAAGUAAUUUUUAAAAAAUUAAUAUUGGAUUCUCUUUGUAACUCAUUGUUUGAAUUUUUAAAAUGAGGUAGAAAUUAUUAAUCGUCUAUAGUCAUUGAAGGAAAUGUAAUUGUAAUGUUAUCUUAAUAACCGAAUAAUAUUUUGAUAUGAGUCAUUUUCUUUUUAUAUAAUUUUUGUAUAUUGAUAAACGGCACUUGUUUCAACAUAAUUAAAAUAUUGAAACAAAUUUGUUGUAUUAUACGUAAAUGAAUUUUUGAAAAACCUCAGAACUCGUAACUUCUAGGUUGUAGUGCAUUGUAAACGAAUCUAAAAUAAUCAAAUCAAACGUGGGUACCUUUUAUCUAUUUAAGUUAAAAAAAUUAAUUAACAUUUACGUUAAAUGUAGCCAUACCGUCGAUUGCUUAGUCUUUUUAUUUAGUUUAAGAUAUGCUUAAAUUUGAUCAAGUAUUUACAUUCAUUUUUAUAUAUAUCUAAGAUGAAUUUGUAGAAACAAUCAUUUUUUGGCCAUGCAUAUAUAGGAAAAAUGAUACAAUUAUAUAUAUUUAUAUUCAUAAUAUAGCUAGUUAUAUAUUAUCAAUUAUGACAGUUAUAUUUGUUUAUAAUAAAGGAAGCAUAUAAGUAAUUUUCAAUAACUUUAUAUGUUCGUAUAUGAUAAAUAACAUUUUUUUCUAAUAUACAUGUUAGGCUAUAAUUACAAAGUUGUAUAUUUAUUUCGUAAAAAUGAAAGUUACUCAUGUUUGUUGACAUGGCACUAGAAAAAGCAUAUUUUAUAGUCCACAGCUGUGAUAUACAAUAAACGCGUGCUUUACAACUAGUGCUAGUUUACUAUUUUUUCUUUGCAAAAUCUAAUAAAACUGUCAUAUUACGUGGAACUACCACUAAACCAGGAAUCGCAUGAUUAUUGAUAUUAUAAAUGUAACGCAAUGAUUAAUUUAUAUACAUAUACAUAUUGGUUACUUCUUAUACUCUGUUAAGUAUUAAAAAACCUGAGCUUCGUUUAAAACUUUAGUAUUUUUUUUUAAGUUUAGCACAUAGAAAGGUAGAUGAAACUCCCGUGAAAUGAACGAAACUAUAUUUGUAAUUGUAUAAAGAUAUAAAGAAGGUGUUGAGUAAAUAUAUAUUAUUGAACACUAAGAAUAAUUUCUUAUGAAAAAUACAACAGAAUUA